Molecule: messenger RNA, 1528 nt
Organism: Trifolium pratense (red clover)
Lineage: Eukaryota; Viridiplantae; Streptophyta; Magnoliopsida; Fabales; Fabaceae
Product: (S)-2-hydroxy-acid oxidase GLO1-like
Exons: 12
Coding region: 207-1313 (368 amino acids)
Cellular component (GO): peroxisome
Molecular function (GO): oxidoreductase activity; FMN binding
Source: RefSeq, a predicted model, not a curated record
AUAAUUUUCCCGACCAAAUUCAAAGAUUCGAUCUUUCUUUUUGGUGUGCUGACAAAUGACUCAUCAUUUUGUCACUAUAUAUAAUAUAACCCCUACUCUGUUUUGUUUUUGGCUCUGUUCCGUUACACACUCUGAGACUUAAGAGACUUUGUUUAACUUUUCUCACCAUCUUUUCUUCCUCCAUCACCUCCUCAAUCCAAAGGAAGAUGGAUUUGAUAACUAAUGUGAGCGAGUAUGAAGCAAUUGCCAAGCAAAAAUUGCCAAAGAUGGUUUAUGAUUACUAUGCAUCAGGAGCAGAAGAUCAAUGGACUUUGAAAGAGAAUCGAAAUGCAUUCUCGAGGAUUCUGUUCAGGCCGCGAAUUCUUAGGGAUGUAAGCAAGAUAGACUUGACAACAAAUGUAUUAGGCUUUAAUAUAUCAAUGCCUAUCAUGAUUGCUCCUACCGCCAUGCAAAAGAUGGCUCACCCUGAAGGAGAAAAUGCUACUGCUAGGGCAGCAUCAAAAGCUGGCACAAUCAUGACACUAUCCUCAUGGGGUACUUCCAGUGUUGAAGAGGUUGCUUCAACAGGACCUGGCAUUCGCUUUUUCCAACUCUAUGUGAUUAAAGACAGAAAUGUGGUUACUCAGCUUGUGAGAAGAGCUGAAUCUUCCGGUUUCAAGGCAAUUGCACUUACCGUGGACACUCCAAUUCUUGGUCGCAGGGAAGCUGAUAUUAAAAACAGAUUUACAAUGCCAUCACACCUUGUAUUGAAAAAUUACGAAGGAUUGGAACUUGGGAAACUGGAUAAGACUGAUGAUUCUGGUCUCGCCUCUUAUGUUGCUAGCCAAAUUGACAGGUCACUCAACUGGAAGGAUGUAAAAUGGCUUCAAACAAUCACCUCAUUGCCAAUUUUAGUGAAGGGAGUACUUACUGCUGAAGAUACUAAGUUAGCUAUACAAGCUGGUGCUGCUGGAAUCAUUGUUUCCAAUCACGGGGCUCGCCAACUUGACUAUGUCCCUGCAACUAUCGUGGCUUUAGAAGAGAUUGUGAAAGCUGCGGAAGGAAAAAUUCCUGUUUAUCUGGAUGGCGGAGUCCGUCGAGGGACAGAUGUUUUUAAAGCACUGGCUCUCGGAGCAGCUGGUGUAUUUAUUGGAAGACCUGUGGUGUUCUCAUUGGCUGCCGAUGGCGAAGCUGGUGUAAGGAAAGUACUUGAGAUACUUCGUGAGGAGUUUGAACUAACUAUGGCACUAUGUGGUUGCCGUUCGCUCAAGGAGAUAACUCGUGACCAUGUUGUGACAGAGUGGGAUCGACCAAGAAUUGCUCCCAGGUUAUGAGAUUGUUCUUCUAUAUGGCUAGAGCCAGAUGAGAAUAAGUUAUACUUCAUGAACCACAUAAUAAUAGGAAUUUUAUAGUAACCUUUGUUCUUAUCUCAAUGCUUCAAUAGAAAACUUUGUUUUGCAUAAUAAGCGAUAUGUGGUUCAUAUGAAGCUGUUACUUUUUUAUUCAUUAUAAACUUCUUUUUGAAAUGCAUAUAUGAGAUUUGGUUCCA